Molecule: messenger RNA, 525 nt
Organism: Clonostachys solani
Lineage: Eukaryota; Fungi; Ascomycota; Sordariomycetes; Hypocreales; Bionectriaceae
Source: the annotation of a GenBank genome assembly
CCGGAAGUUAGAGGACAUAACGAGCAGUACAUCCCGCGAUCAGCUUACUUGACAGGAAGUACAGAAAUUCCAACUACCGCCAGGCGCCGAACGACAACUACACCUGUACCCUUGGAGAGACGGGGGGGCACAAAAUCGUCACCCAUCUUGCCAGAUGACGAGUAUGGCACAUGUGUCGCCUCCGGCGCUGUGAAGGAUAUACCGCGUACAUUCCCAAGCAUUCCGAUAGUACUCAUGGUUGGCAUCGGCGGUGGUGCGCCGAGCAACAAGAAGGAUAUAAUACUCGGCGAUUUUGUUGUGCGUUUCUCAUCUCACGGCAAGUGCGGAGUUAUCAAAUACGACACUGGCACGGCGAUUUCACCAACCAUCAAUGGUGCCCUUCAAAGAAAUCCGAGAUUCAAGGCGUUCCUUUCGGCCGGGCUCCGAAGCCGAUCAGCCAUAUCCAGCAGAGGCCAUACAUGGGAAUAUGCCCUGCUCUGGAAAUUCCAGCAACGGCUCAAAUUCGACUUGACGGAGGCUCCUUGA